CCUUCUAACUCAGGACAGGACGGGGAGGGAAGAGGCCUCCAGCGCGUCCCCACCGGAGCCCGAGCCCGGAGCCAGCCAGCGCCUGAGGUCCGGUGCCCCCAGCAGGGUGCGCGUCCCUGUCAGUCCCGGCAACCUGUCACCGCCGGGGAGGACGUGACUGAGCUGCCUCCGCGUUUUCCAAGCCAUAUUCCUUUAAGAUGAUGUAAUAGUCAUUUCCCUGGAUGGUUUCUUGCCUGCACUGCUGAAACAACAGCAUCCGAACUGCGCCGGGAACCGUGGAACCACCCAGCUGCGCCGCCUGCCUGCCCGGAGAGCCUCCGCCAGCCUCCGCGUGCUCCCGGCGGCGCCGGCCGGCCCGACCAUGGCAGUCCGUCUGUCCUUCCCCGCAGCUGCGGAGGCUGCUGCUACUGGGGCCCCAGCCGGGCGCCUCUGUCCGUCUUUCUGCCUCCGGGUUUUCUGAAAAGCUUCUAAGUCCCGGUACCUCUUGCAACUCUCCUCUGUUUUAAGGAUCUUUUCUAAAGGUUUGAUUUUUUUUCCUGAAGAAGCUUUGGUUGGAUAUUUUUCUGUUUUACUUUUUUAACCAACCUCCUGUCAUCACGAUUGAACUUUUUUGUGGCUUGUUUUAACUUGAGAUUGGGAGUGAAUAUAUACACGUACAUACAUAUAUACUAAUUAUAUCUAUAUCUAUCUAUCUAUCUAUGUAAUUAUUUUCCAAAAGCACAUGUCUCUGGCACUUUCCAUUGAUACCUCUAUCCUUUACCUGUUUGGGAUCUGAUGAGAUCCAGACUCAGUGUGGCUGUGGAUUUUGAUUGUUUUGGAAAUGGUUAUUUCUUCACAAGAACUGGGUUUCCAACCCUCACUAAGAUGGAUCUCUGAGUAACGGGAGACUUGGCCUGCCUUGCCUACUCAACUGGAUGGAAGAGCAGCUGUAGAUGAGUUGAUUAUAUUCCCUAAAGUAAGAGCUCAUCACCAGCCAGGGUUUAAACUACUUUUUCAGCAUCACUUCACCUGUGGACUCUUCUAAAUUUUGCUUUUUUUGUGGGGAAGAAACUGGGGUAAGAGGAGGUCAUUUUUAACAAGUUAGCAUCCUUUUCCCUCCCUUACAAGUUGAUGCAAAGGAUAAAGCUGUGACUCCACUGGACUAUAUCUUUAAAUCAAAACAGCAGCAGAAAGGGACCAUGGCUCUGAGUGGAAAUUGUAGUCGCUAUUACCCUCGAGAACAAGGGGCCUCGGUUCCCAACUCCUUCCCUGAAGUCAUAGAGCUGAAUGUUGGGGGUCAAGUUUAUUUCACUCGCCAUUCCACCCUGAUAAGCAUUCCUCAUUCCCUGCUGUGGAAAAUGUUUUCCCCAAAGAGAGACAUGGCUAAUGAGAUAGCCAAGGACUCCAAGGGAAGGUUUUUCAUUGACAGAGAUGGAUUUUUGUUCCGUUAUAUUCUGGACUAUCUCAGGGACAGGCAGGUGGUCCUGCCUGAUCACUUUCCAGAAAGGGGAAGACUGAAAAGAGAGGCAGAAUACUUCCAGCUCCCGGAUUUGGUCAAACUCCUGACUCCUGAUGAAAUCAAACAAAGCCCAGAUGAAUUCUGCCACAGCGACUUUGAAGAUGCCUCCCAAGGAAGCGACACAAGAAUAUGCCCCCCUUCCUCACUGCUCCCCACUGACCGCAAGUGGGGUUUCAUUACUGUGGGUUACAGGGGAUCCUGCACCUUGGGUAGAGAGGGACAAGCAGAUGCCAAGUUUCGCAGAGUUCCCCGAAUUUUGGUUUGUGGAAGGAUUUCCUUGGCAAAGGAAGUCUUUGGAGAAAGUUUGAAUGAAAGCAGAGACCCUGACCGAGCCCCAGAGAGAUACACCUCCAGAUUUUAUCUCAAAUUCAAGCAUCUGGAAAGGGCUUUUGAUAUGUUGUCAGAGUGUGGAUUCCACAUGGUGGCCUGUAACUCAUCAGUGACAGCAUCUUUCGUCAACCAAUACACAGAUGACAAGUUCUGGUCAAGCUACACUGAAUAUGUCUUCUACCGUGAGCCUUCCAGGUGGUCAUCCUCCCAUUGUGACUGCUGCUGCAAGAAUGGCAAGGGUGACAAAGAAGGGGAGAGCGGCACAUCUUGCAAUGACCUCUCCACCUCCAGCUGUGACAGCCAGUCUGAGGCCAGCUCUCCCCAGGAGACGGUCAUCUGUGGGCCCGUGACACGCCAGACAAACAUCCAGACUCUGGACCGUCCCAUCAAGAAGGGCCCGGUUCAGCUGAUCCAGCAGUCGGAGAUGCGGCGGAAAAGUGACCUGCUCCGGACUCUGACCUCAGGCUCUAGGGAGUCGAACAUGAGCAGCAAAAAAAAGGCUGUUAAGGAAAAGCUCUCCAUUGAGGAAGAGCUGGAGAAAUGUAUCCAGGAUUUCCUAAAGAUCAAAAUUCCAGAUCGGUUUCCCGAGAGAAAACACCCUUGGCAAUCUGAACUCUUACGGAAGUAUCAUCUAUAGGGGAGGGCUGGGGGUGGGAGACGAAAAACAAAAAUGAAAACAAAAUCAAGUUACCAUUUUGAAAUAAACCUCCUCAAAGAAAUUGAUGUUUUAAAGGAAAAACGAUACACAUUUGUUAGAACACAAUAGUCCAUUGAUAUACACUACUGCCUACUUUUACCUAGUUCACCUUAACAUGUAAAUCCACAGGGUAGAUUUCUUUCCAGAUGUGGAAAUACAAGAAAAAAACUUUCUGUUGUUGUUUGUUAACUUGGUCCCAUGUGCUGAGUAUCUUCUAUACAAUGAUAACCAGCUACCUGAGCGUAGCUGACAGAUCUGGGGAGUCAUUUAUCCCAAAAUGGGCUUUUUCUCUCAUUUUCUACCUCCCUCCCUUGAACAAGGAUAUGUGGUAGAAACAGAUCUGGCCAAAUGGCAUAGGGUUAGUUUUUAUUAUUAUUCUUUUCCUUUUCUGUUGUUUAUGGGGCAUGGGGGGGGUGGCAGAUUUAUAUGAUUUUUCACUUAAAUCUAUAUGUGCCAGUUUAUAUCGACUCCAUAUGCAUGAUUAUUUGUGCAACACAAGCACAACCAAGUCUGUAUAUACACACAGUGCACAUGACCCAGGGCUUGGACAUCCUAAGGGCCGCGCUCCUGUUGCCAGCAGCCCUUCCUGGAGCCCUUUCAACAGAUGAGCCUCUGCCUGUUUCUCGAAACGCUCGCUCGUGGGCAGAUUUCCCAGCCACUCUUGGCAACACUUUCUAACAUCCGAUAACCCUCAUCAUCGACAAAUUGUCUUCCUCAUUUUAAAAUUAAUACCCUCAGGCUCCAUUUUAUGACUUUGCUCUUUCUCUGCAUUAGGAGAGGUUGAGAAGAGCUAGUCAGAUAUCCUUUGUGUAAUACAAACAAACAUUUAUAUUCAUAAAAGUAACUACUGGAUGAGUUGAAUCAUCACCCUUCACCCAAUGUUUCAGAACUCUUACAUUUUACUGGUGUGGCCUUUCUACACAAUUCACACAAAGUCCUCUGUAUGUCUGUGUGGUUGUGGAGCACACAUACCAUAUUUGAAUAAAAGUAGAGCCUUUGUUUUAGAAGAAUUGCAUUCCACACACCUCCUAAUAAUUUCUCAUAAAAAUUUUAAAUUAUGAUGCUAAAUUACUACUUGCUUUUAGCCAGUUUCGGUUUGCCUUCCGGAUUCUGGUAUUUGGCUGUGUCCAUAUUCAGAUUUUGUUGUGUCAUUUAUAUGACAUCCAUAACAAUCCAGCUAGGUAACUGGAGCUCCAAAGUUAAGGUUUCAGCUUUGUAAACUAUCUUUUCAAUCAUAUCCUGGACUGUAUGGAUACAGCCAAAAUGAAAAUGUUAAUAGCCAUCAAUUCUUGUGACUUUAUAUUUUAUUAAUGCACCAGUAGCUAGUUCUUUUGUAGACUUGUGCUAAAUGCAGGUUAAAAUACCAGUUUUAAUUUUUAGCAUUCCUCAUGCAUUUCAGUGGACGCUGAAAAAAUAAUUUGUCAAUUAUUGAUUAUGUGCCAAGUACUGACAGUUUUUUGUUGUCUGUAUCUGUGUGUGUGUGUGUGUGUGUGUGUGUGUGUGUGUGUGUGUGUGUGUGUAUGUGUGUGUGUGUGCAUACAUCACAGGUAAUAAAGGCAAUUGGAUAAUGGCUCCAAGAGGAAGACCUAGUGAUUACUUUUCUUCUUUUUGAAACUUUUACUGAUACACAUUUACUAUGUAAAAGCUUUGUAUGAAUUUCUGUCAUUAGUGCUCAUCAUCACUGUAUGAAUAUCUUUCUAAGUUUUUUAAUUCAUGCCUUCACACCUGGGCAAUACACUCAGGCAAAAUUUCUUGUCCUAGUGAUUCAAAUGGAAUUUAAAAUUUCUCCUAAGUUAAAAAAGGAAUUUAUUUUAGGAGUUGUCAAGAGAAUUCAUAAUUUAUAUAUUUAAGUGUUCUUUUAUGUAUUGAUAUAUUAGCAGAUAUUUGAUUUUAACUACAACAUAGCUUUGCUUGUAAAACUUAUGUAUAUGUCUUCAAUGUGUCUUAUGAUAUAUCAAAAUAACUUCAUGUUAGUAACAGAAAAUUUUGCAAAGAAUCACAGAGCUCAAUGAGUUUUGAAGAAAUUGAAUUUAAAACUUAAAUUGAUUAAAUAAUUGUUGUAGUUUCAUUGGAAGGGCUUUCAAAGAAUUUUGUGUUUAAGUAAAUUGACCAAAGCCCCAACUUCCUUAAAUUUCAUACAUACGUAUGAUAGGGUCAAAAUAGAGACACACACAGGUAAGAACUGAAAAACUGAGUUGGCAGUCAACCCACUUUUUCUAUGGUAUACAUCAAGCAGGAAAUACUUGACAAAAAGGUGUUCAUUGCAUUCUAAUCCUCCAGCUCCUGGGCUGUUGUAAUUUAUUUAUUUAUUUAUUUAUUUAUUUAUUUAUUUAUUUAUUUAUUUAUUUAUGUUUUGUCUUUUUCGUUUUUAUCGGUACCAGGGAUGGAACUCACGAUUGCCUGCUUGCAGGGCAGGCGCUUAUGCCGCUGAUAAAUCCCCAGCCCCUGCUGUAAUUUAUUUGUGUGUGCAGGUAUUCUUCAUAUACCCUGUACACAAAAGUAGUAGCAUAAAAUCUUUUAAAGCAACCGCAGCACACUUUUAUUCUUAGCUGAGUCUAGACUGGCACACUCCCUUUUGUAAAAGUUCUAAUACUUAAGAGGAAAACAUGCCAUUCAUUUGUACGGGUGUUGAAUAGAGAUGAGUAUCAGCUGGGUCAGUGUGAGACUCUGAGGACGCUCUGAGUUAUCUGCUGUGGUCUAAGUUGGCUGCAGCAGUGGAAGUGAGUUCUGGCUAUUGAUUAUGAAAUUGAGUGCUCUCCUAGCCCACAUCGUCAGCCUUCACUGAAUUUAAAGCAAGUUUUAGAAGUUUUAGUUCAAUCCUGGACAAAAUCAUAUGUAUUCUUGAACAUUGGUUAUGACAAGGGUAGUGAAUUGUUGAUAUGAAGAAAAUAGUAGUUAUCAGAUGGGUCAAAAUGAGUGGGGGAUUGCAUUGUGAAGACCCCAUUUAGGUUGGCUCCCAGGAAAUUCCACAGUGCUAAAACUAGCGAGCUUGGGAAGGUCAUUCCCUAAAGAUGUAUUGAUCCCCUGAAUCACAUACAUAUUGAUGAAGUUUUCCUACCAUGAAAUAUAUAUAUAUAUAUAUAUAUAUAUAUAUAAUCUACAGCAGCAGAAAAACAGACAGACACGGAUAUAAAAACACCAGAUCAUUUCUUCCUAUGCUAAAAAAUGACUGUACUGAGAUGUGGUCCAAAAAAAACAAAGAAGCAAAGUGCCCUCCAAAAUAGUAUUCCGUGGUGUCUCCCUUUAAAUUAUAGGCACAGAUACUUUCCUGGAAAUGCCUCAGUGACAAUUUAAAAUAAAAGGGAGGCACAAUGCUCUCAUUAGCAUUUCUUUUGCUCUUUCUGCCUGCACAGUUAAGUCUAUUGCAACUGAUUCACUUUGGGAGGACACACUGAUUAAAGAGGGCUGACACAUAGAAUUUUUUAGUUGGCCUCCUUUGAUUUCCAGGCACCUUUAUUCACAGGCACAGGUAUGUUUCUCAUUCUGGAUUAUAUUGUUACCACUGCUAUGCUUCUGGAUUACUUUUAUUUUCCUAGGCUUUACUUUACAUUCCCCUCAAUCCCAAGUAUCUUUUGUCAGUGCUAAGCGAAACAUGCUCCAAUGAGAAAAGAUGUUUUUGCAAAAUCAUUUGAUACUAGUUGCCACAGUGGGAGUCAAACUUGAAUUCUCAAGCAUUCUUUUUCUACUGUUUUGAUCUUUCAAUUUUGUGUCUACUAUAAGGGAUUAACACAGAACAUUUGAGUGCUGGUAUUUUCUGCCACCAAUCUGGUGGCAUUGCUAUGGAAUUUAAACCUUGACCUUCUAGAUGAUCUUUAUUAUAAUUAAUAAGAGUUUUCUCUGAAUUUUUGCCUCCUCCAUUUGACAUAGCAAUUUUCUAAGGAAAAAUACAUAUCCCCCCUGAUAACUCUGUGGCAGAUAAUGUUUUUGCCAAUUUGUACGCCAUGUUAUAGGUUUAGCAUGGGCCAUAUCUCUUUAAUAUCUUGGUAUAGUUAAUGACUUGCAAUCUUGAUGGCCCACUGUUUCAAUUUAUCUAUUUUCUUUUAUAUUGUCAAAAUAACACACUAGAGAAUGACUCAAAGUGAGUGUUCUGUAUUUUGAGUUACAAUCGAGUUAGAUGUUGUUUUUACAGCCCUGUAUGAUGAUUAAUAUCUGCAGAGAAAUUAGACCAAAUGAAACCUGCUGGAAUGGGUUUGAUUUAUAUUCCUUUCAUCCUUCUGUUCUUAGAAGAAAUGCUUAUUGCUCUCCACCCCUGCUGAAAGAGAAGUCUUAAAUGUUAAUAAUCACAAUCUUGUAAUACAACCACAGCUUAUUUGUUUGAAAUGCCUGUUUUCCUUAUCUUGCCAAUGUACACUGGAAGGAAGAUUCAUUCCCCCAUGACCUCAUUGCAAACAUUUUAGCAGUGAUUCACAGCAUUCAAUAUGCACAAAAUCAUCUAGCAUUUUUAUUGAUGUAUUUAUUUUCAUCUGGCACUUUUUAAAAUGAUGAUUCCCUCACUUUAACUCCAAAGUUCGAGUGAGAGACUGGAAUCAGAGUCAAGGAACCUUGAUUUUGAAAUUGUAUUCUUAAUGAGUUUAAUGGAAAUGGAAUAUUGACCUUUCUUUGAGAAACCACUCUUUGGUGACUCUGGACAGGUCAGUAUUUCUAUCACUUUCUGAUGGUGUUUCCUUACCUCCACUCACUUUCUCUGUAUAUAAAUCAACAUGUGCAUUAUUCAUUAUAUUAAGAAGAAAAGUUCUAAGUAGAACAUUGGUAACUAGCGUAUGUUAGAUUUUAUCAUGAUUCCUUUGCCACUCAUCUACUUCUCAGUCACAGUUCUCUCCCCUAACAUGUCUGUUUGUGCCCCACUCCUACUCCAUCAUUAUACUUUUAUGGCCAGGUAGGUGGUAAUUCAUUUUUAAGUGAGGUGUACCCUAAUGAUAGCUAACAAAGAAUAAAAAUAGUGACCUUCCCCGCGGAGAACUGUUCAUUUGUUUACUCAUUUUAAGUCUGAGAAACUUGAGAGCGAUCCAUAAUUUAUAUUGAUGUGAACAUGGAUUGCCUCGUGAAUUCAGGUUUAUUUUGUCAGUAAUAUUGACAUUAUUGUGACAUUAUGAACCACUGAAAUAGUUACUUUUUCCACUUUGAGGUAGAACUAUGAGGCUCUCAGAUGAUGAAUUUCUUAAAUUCCAACUACAAGUUUGAAGCAAAAAUUCAUAUAUGAGAAUAAAUGUGAAGGAAAGAAGUGGAUUCCAGAUGAUAUUAUUCCAUAUGUAAUGAAACAAAAGAAAAUUAAAUUCAAGAACUGUAAUUUUCUGGUCAUGCUGCCCAGAGGAGAUGGCUAUGAUAUGAUUAUGUAGAUUAAAACAAAAACCCUAUAAAGCAAUAAUGAUAACCCAGUUGGCCUUGUCCAUGUAACAAAGUAACAAGAUAGAUGCCAGAUUCCCACAUUACAAGAAAUAGAGAAUGGAUGGUUUAAAUAAAUAAUAAUGAAUGACUUGUCAUGAUCAUUAGUGAAUAUUUAAUUAAAGAUUAUUGCCAAAGCAAAUUAAGGAAUAGUUAAUAAAGUAGAUGAACUUGUGCAUCUAAUUAAGAUUAUUUGGUCAAUGAAAAAGAGAAACAAAAUUGAUUUUGUUACCUUCUCUCCUUUCCUUCCAAAAUGUGAGCUCUAACUACCCCAACUUCUUGUCUUUAAAGAAUGUUCCUUUUGUUUGUGAACAAAUUGUGUUGUUAAUUGGGUAAUUAAUCUUAAGUCCUAGACCCCCAUCAUUGCUUUAUUGUGGGAAAUCACUUUUAAAAAGAUAAAGUAAAAUGUGUACCGUCACAGCAAUUAUCAGGAGGGUUGUCUUAGAGGAAAGUAAAGGUGAUGUUCCUGUUGAUCAACCUUUAAAAGCACUUACAAGAGAUUUAGUAACUCUCCCUUCUCCAGUUACGUGCUUUAUCUAGCCAACUCAUUCUUAAAAUUGAUCUUUAGCUAAUUUAUUUACAUUUGCACAAUAAAAACCAAUAUAACUUCAGAUCCUCCUUCAAAACAAAAUUGAUUCACCACAAAGAAGUAGUGAAGAGUUUCGAAAUUAUAUUUGUGUGUGUGCAUGUAUGUGCAUGAGGCCUACGUGUAGUUUUCAGGUUAGUGUUGGGUCAGUGGUUAACGUCCAUGAGUGCUGAGUGUCAAGGAAAAACUCUUUGGUUACAAAUACAACAGCUCUUUAGUUUCGAAGGAUGCUUGCAUGUCUUGGUGUGGUUAUCAGUCCUUGAGAGUGUUAAGUAAAGAUGUUCUUUUGAUAUGACAUUACAGAUUUCUGGGGGGGAAACUUAACCUCUUUUCUUUUUCAUUUAUGUGGUCAAGAGUAGUAGCUUACCAAAAAGAGUAGAAUAAGAAAGAAAAAAGAGUGCCAGGACUCAAAACUUGAUUGCUAUGGUAAGCUAUAACCCCCUAGUCUCUUAGAAUUCACUUUUUGAAAGCUAAAACAAACAUAAAAUUCACAUUGAUCACCAGCAGUUUUUCUCAGUUACCGCCUGUGGUUCAUAAAGACAGAUAAAGGCAAUUUUAUGGAAAGUCUCUUUGAUUUGUGUGGCUUCUAUGCAUUUAAGUUAGCAAAUCUCAACAAGAAGUGAUUCUAUGGCCCACGGGUCUUUUACCAAAGUGUGGAGACAUUUUUGAUUGUUAUGAUUGAGGAGGGCUGUUGACAUCUAAUGGUUAGAAACUAAAGAUGCUGCUACAAUUCACACUAAAGUCUGUUACAACACAGAAUCAUCCAUCCCCAAAUGUCAAUAGUCUUUAGGCUGAGCAACUCUAAAGAGUUAGUUUAAGUUUGUGAAACAUUCUUCUGUACCAUAUGCAGAAGAGAUGAAAUAAAAUAGAACACCAAUAAUUACUUACCAAUUUAAAAGUAUAUAGGCUUCAUUGGAAGUCAGAUAUAAUUACCCAUCUGUAUUGAUAUGAAAGUGAAGAGAGAAAAAUAUGUGACACUCCCCAGGCUUUCUGAUAGUGAUGAGCUAGGCCCAUUGCUAUCAGUCUUUUUCUUCAAUUGCUGUGCUUUGGAAAAAUUAUGCACUGACACUGUCAAAACUUGUAAAAGCUAAAUUGGUUGUGAAGUUCUUUGGGAAACUUUAGUUUUCAUGAAUGUGUUGAAAACGUUGUCAGUGAUCAAUAAUAGACAACAAGGUAUUAGCAGACAUGAAAAUAGUAAGGGGAGGAAGUUUUUAUAAUGGGCCAAUGUUUUCUUCAUCUGUAACUGCUCACCAUACAUUUUAUUUCUUUGGGUUGAAUAUCCACUCACUAAAGACGGCAUGUGGAUUGUGGAAAAUAUGCUUACUGGAUUCACACGGGGUGUCACUCUCUGUUUUCAAGAAUACAGUAAUGUAGGCACGCAACCUGGCCGUAGAACUUACUACGAUAUAUGCAUAAGCUAUUUCACUAGGACACAAAAUACAUACAUGAUUUCAAAUAAUUUGACAUUUCUCUUUUGGUUUAGCAUGCCAGCAUCACAACUGAUAGAAUAAAUAUCAGAUCAUUCUCUUCCUGUUGCAUACAAGGGAAACUAAGGACAAAAGAAUUUAAAUUAUUCAUUUAUUUGUUUAUUUAUGCAUGCAUUCAGAAAAUAUUUGUUGAAUGCAUGGCAAGCACAUAUCAUUGUAAUGAACGAUAUAAUAUAUUAGAGAAUCAUAUUUGGAAUAAAGAGUUUGAAUUUAGAUCCCUGAAAUCCUAGACUAAUUUAUUUUUGUAUGUAGUUCUGAUCAACAUUCUAGAGUAAUAUACUAAAUAUUGUUAUAAAUAAUGUAUAUUAAGGACUUAAUAUAAUGUGCCCAAAACCUCCAAGUACUUUACAUGCCUUAUCUCAUUUAAUCCUAUAAUAGCCCAAUGAAAUAGGCCUUGUCACUAUUGUCUUUCUUACAGAUGAGGUCGUGAGGCUCAGAAACAGAGAGGAGCAAAAACUCAUAGCUCACAGCAGGAGAGCUGAUUUUCAUUUGAUGUGCUGAACUCCAAAGGCUGAUGGCUCACCUAUCUCAUUUUAUAACCUGUGCUCUUGCUUCUCCGGAUUUUAUUUCUUAUCUCUUGUACUCUAAACAAAAGGUGGCCAGGAUGAUCCUAGCCCACAUGUUUUCUGAAUGUCAUUGGUUAUUUUAAGUAUACAACUAGACAUGGAUCUCUCAAGAAGACAAAAGAGGGACAGAUUUGGAAGGGUGAGUUUUCCUGCCAUGGAUUUUACCUUAUGCCAGAAACGUUAUAUGGAGCCAUAAAGUUACAGAACAAAUACAUGGUAAAUUCUGUUCCAUUAUGAAGUGGCAGACUAGGUUCCAUCCAGGAAGAUUCUACCUGUAAUUGCUGCAUUCAGGUCACCAGGGCAAGUUUCACAAGUAAGAUAGUUGUAUGAGCAUGGACAUGUGUGUUCAUAAUACAUGUAUUUACGUAUCUUCUAGUUUUGCUUUUUGACUUUAAAACAGUUUUCUUGAAUUAUUAUUUAUUUGAGUCAGCUCAGAAAUCCCAAAGAAUCAUGUGCCCUAUUUCACUGCUCUAGAGUGAGGAAAAGAGAAGCAACUGCAGAAAAUAAACUGCACUGACAUGGAGGGAGAGUGCACGUGUAUGUGUGUCUGUUGUGUUUGUGUAUAAAACUACAUAUAUAUGUAUAUAUGUGUUUACAUCUAUCUAAUGUAUAUAUAUAUAUAUAUAAAUAUAUAUCUAUACAUAUGUAUACACACAUGAAACUCAUAGUUUGAAACUUUGGAAUUUUGAGUUUGGGAAAAUUAUUACAAUUUAUAUUUGGUUUCCUAGUCUACAACACUUUUGAUUUCCAAAAUUUUCUUCCACUAUGAAUGUAUAUAUAUAUUUGUGGUACAGAGAAUAUUAUUGAAAUAUCUAAAUUUAACAUCAUUAAAUACAAAAGUACAUUUAAAGGAACGUCAAACUCAUAAAACUGGCUUUCUUAUUAAACUAUUUGUUGGAAUUUCAAACUAUGUGUUUUCAAACUUUUUCAUUCCAAAACAAAAAAUUUAAAAAUCUAUCAAAUGAACAGUGAUAAUGCUUAGGAACAAAGAAAAAGGAAAUCUAGGUAUACAAUAGCACAAAACCAGUGAUUAUUUUGCUAAUGAUAAACAUUGGAUAAUUUAUUGUUAUUUUCUACUUGUUUUUACUUUUAGCAUUUAUGGUGGUCUCUGUGGCCUACACAAUUUAUAGGUGGAGCUAAUUGUUUAAUUAUUUGAAACUAUAGCAGAUAAUUUAUAAUAUGCAUAUUGUAAAUAGAUACUAAAGCUCAAAGGCACAUUGUAAAAAUAACCAAACACUCUCUAGUCUCAUGCAAGCAAAAUUUUCAGCCUGUUUAUACAAAUACCAAAAUAGUUGCUCAAACAAGGAAAAAUGUACAGUCAAAUUAAAUAUAAUGUUAUUUAUUUUGGCAUUCUAUAAACACGACAACCAAAUAAUUGAAUUUUGGGCACUCCUACAAAUAUAGUAAGUUGCGGUCUCAUGUGUAGCCAUGGGCUUUGCCUACUAUUGGAAAAAAUGAAAAAUGUUUAAGUCAACCUAUGCAAACAGUUUCCCUGGUGCUCCUUGUAAUCCAUUUGUAUACCUACAUGCAUACCCCUUCAGAAACUUACAGUUCUCAGCCCAGGGUUCAGCUGAUGUACCAAGCACAGAUUCCUCUAACACCCAAAGUACUUGUAAGUGAAUUGAAUAUGGUCAUUUUUUCUUUCUCAUAGGAUCCUUAAGAUGUGGUCUUAAAGACAGUAGAAAAAAAGCACAUUUUUUAGUAGUUAAAUAUUCUAAUUAGAUUUAAGGAUACUUAAAGAAGUGAUUUUGCUCCAGUAUUUUGGAACAAAAGGUUUUAUGUCAUCCUGGCUUCAAAUUCCCUUACCAUUUUCAUUGUUUAUUUUUAAUUUCAAAGGAUAAUGUUGAAUCAGAAGAAUUUUUCUUAAAACAGUCUGCCUAAGGUAUUUUUUUAAUCAUGAAGACUGGGGAAGUGGGAGUCCAAAACUGUGCUAAGAAAAACAGAUUCAUGAAUUGCUGAAAAUAUAUACUUUAUAAAAUAUAUACUAAAGAUGCACAGAAAUAUCAGUAUAGGGAAGUUGCGUUCAGAGUCACACUGAAAGUUGUUAAUCAGAUCUGUGUUAUGUGGGUCACUCCUAAGGUUGGGCAUAGUGUUCAGCUUAGUCUGUAAAAAUAAAGAAAAUUUGUGUUGGCUGAAGGAACUUAAAUAAAAAUCUUAGUUGAAUUCUUGUCUCUUACAUCUUUUGUAACUAGAAAAAUACCUUGUAGAACUUAAUACACAAAAUAAAUUUUCCAAAUCAAAUUGACAUGUUUAAAUAAUAUUAACAACCCUUGGCAUUUAAAAAAUUAAGAACCCUGCUUAUUAAAUUACCUGGACAUCUACAAAUAUAUUUUACCAGGGAUUUUCAAGUUCAUUUUACUAUCUGUCUCUGAUGCUUUGAAUGUGACACCAGCACAGACAGAGACGUCUGAAUUCUGCUGGAACUAACCCUGAAUGGCAAUGUAUUAGGGCCUUGCUCAUGUUAAUUUUUUCUGACCUCAUUCAAGCACUUGAUAACUUGGGUCAGUUUCUUGCACAUUGAUGUAUAUCAAGUGACACCUAUUGAAAUUACCUCUUCUCUUUGCCAAUGCAGUUUGCUUGUACAUAAGUGUAAUGUUAAAUUGUUUACAGUUCUUUUUGUGUGCAAUUGUGAUAGCAGAUUUAGCUCAAACUUUUAAAGGAAUCUGUUUACUGAAUGGUGUUAAAAUGGAUGUGCUUAUUACAGUAUAAACAUCAUUAAUUAUGGACUCACAUGAAUGCAUGUCUACAUGUUGUCAAUUUCCAGCAGCUUGGUUAUUCAGCAAAAGUCUGCAGUCUGUGAAUAGCAAAUAUACAUAAACUACUGUGAUUCUAAUAACUCAGUAACUGUUUUAUCUUGCUAUAUAACAUAUAGAGCUCAGCCUGCUGUAUUUCUUUCUUACCUUUUUUUUUUUUUGCAAGAGAAACAUGCUAAAAAAUAGUAAUAUCAAUGUCCCAGUGAAACCGCACACCAUUUUGGCAAUCAUUGGUCCACUCAAAAGGCAACAGCCUAUCAAUGGAAUAACAGACCUGAGCAACAUAUAAAUAUAUACAUACAAAUCUAUGUAUGCGAUAUCUACAAUGCUAAUUGCUACCAUUGAUUCUCACUGCCAAUGGAAACAAAAAACUACUGUUUUCUUUGAAAUCACUGAUGCUAUUAAAUGCUUUCAUAUUCUGUUUAUUUCUUAUAGUAUGGUAGAUGAUACAGGUGCAGUAUCAGUAUUGUAAAACUGUGUGGUGAAAACUACAAAAGUCAUUCUGUGGAUAUAUUUUAAAAGGCCGAACAGAAACUAUAUUUCAGAUUAUUGUGUGAAUAUAAUUACAGAAAUAGGUAACUAUUUUUUAUGUGUUUCCAUAAAUGACUCCAUUUCAUAUACAUUGUAAUUUAGCACCAAUCAUAAUAAAUCAUUUGGUAACA
Molecule: messenger RNA, 13961 nt
Organism: Cavia porcellus (domestic guinea pig)
Lineage: Eukaryota; Metazoa; Chordata; Mammalia; Rodentia; Caviidae
Gene: Kctd16
Product: potassium channel tetramerization domain containing 16
Exons: 3
Coding region: 1179-2465 (428 amino acids)
Biological process (GO): protein homooligomerization; regulation of G protein-coupled receptor signaling pathway
Cellular component (GO): postsynaptic membrane; signaling receptor complex; presynaptic membrane
Molecular function (GO): protein binding
Source: RefSeq, a predicted model, not a curated record